Messenger RNA from Scatophagus argus, 2953 nucleotides. RefSeq lists its product as uncharacterized. NCBI's taxonomy places the organism in Eukaryota, Metazoa, Chordata, Actinopteri, Scatophagidae. Bases 170 to 1408 code for a protein of 412 amino acids. The transcript is spliced from 14 exons. The record is from RefSeq and is a predicted model, not a curated record.
CACAAAGACCAAAGCGCCACGUCCUGUGAGAUGUAAAGCUCGUCCUCAGACUGAUGACCAGCAACACAACAGUGACCAGUCACAAUCACCAAGAUCUUCACAGAAAGAGAUUGUCGUGAAAACCAUUGGGAGAGACCCAGAUGUUACUCCGAUAUGCACCUCUGCUACAAUGCACACCAUCACAUUCAUAGUCUGUAAGAUCAGAACAGAGAGGAGCGUGGGAGAGGAGUGUCGCCUGCUGUAUCAACAUGGAGAGGACUUCGUGCACGAGUGUGGCUCCGGGUUCAGGCUUACGACAGAAAAGGAGACUGUGUUGCUCCACCUGAGCGGCUUAUCACCUGUGGAUAGCGGGGAAUACACCUGUGAGUGUUCACACACUCAUGGAACAGAUGUUCUCCAUCUCAUUGUCACCGUGAAAGGAGAUGACAAGAACAGCACCUCUGCCUUAACAAUGCUCAGCUACAUCACCGUGAUUGGUUGUGGGACUGCCCUCACCGCUGUGAGUGGAGUUGUUCUUGGGCUCGCCCUGAGAAAAAAGUGCUGCAGAAGCAGCACAAGGUCCGGAUCAUCUGGAUUAUCUGUGUGUGCAACCUCCUGCUCGUUGGAUAAAGAUGAACCUGAUAACCUCUACACAAGCCUUGGGCAGCCAGCAGCUUCAGAUCUUUGGCCCAGUAUGGAUGGACUGAAACGCUGGUUCGUUCUGCUUCUGCCACUGUGUGUGCACGCUGACAGCAAAGAGACUGUUGUGAAAACCAUCAGGAGACAACCAGACGUCACUCCGGUGUGCGCGAGUGAAAACUCGGGUUCGAUUGUCUUUGUAACGUGUAGGAUCAGCACAGAGAGACACCGAGGGAAGGAGUGUUGUCUGCUGUAUGUGUGCGACGAGCAGUUUGACCAUGAAUGUGACUCCAGGUUCACUCUGACACAUGACAAUCAGACCGUAUUUAUCCACCUGUCCACUUUAACCCCACUAGACAGUGGGAAUUACACCUGCGAGUGUUCGUAUCAAAGAGCAACGCAUGUGACCCAUCUCGCCGUCACUGUGGAAGCAGAUGAAGAGGACAGCUCAAAGGUCAUUUCAGCUGUCACCGUCGCUCUCUGUGCUGCUGCUGCUGCGUUCGUGGUUACAGCUGGGAUAACCUGUGGUCAUAUCCUGAGAAGGAGCCAUCCAAGAGAAGAAACAGACUCAGGCACAUCUGAGCUCAGAUAUGCAAGUCCACGUUUCUUGGACCAAGAUGAGCCCUACGUAAGCCUUCAGCAGCCGCUCGGUGACGUCUACCAUACCGUUUCCUUUGGUCGCCCUGAAGCUGCUGAUUCUGAUCCAGCUCACGUCUAUGCAGUGAUUCAUCAGGAAGCAGAUGGCAAAGAGGGUCUUCAUCCAAUUUACACAAUAUGUGAAACCAUAUAAGUCAAAGAUGGAGAUGAUACAUGUGACGGUCAACACGUGGACUUCUUUUGUUCAUGUGCAAAAUCAGUGUGCCUGAAUUAGACUUCCCUGGAAGCUUCAGUAUAACUUGACUCUUUAUAAUACUGAAGUGCCUGGAAAUCCACCAUAUCAGCCAAAGUGUGUUGUUGGAGGUGAUUAAUUCCUAAUUUAAAAGUGUAUGGAACCCCGGGGUGGCCGUAGAGUAAAGAAAUAUCCAACCUGUGGCCACAUUGCCUCAUUUUGCGAGCACUGUGUAUGAGCUGAAGGGUCUUUGAUUGGGUUGUGUGCUGCCUGUCUCCUCUUUUAGAGUGACUUGACAUGAAGGCAGAGACCCUGCAGCAGCACUUCCUUUUUAGAAGACUUCACAGCAGCUCCGACCUCUGAGAGAACUGAGAAUUUGAGGUCUGUGGGGCUGAAAAACAUUGCAAAGGGGGACUGUCUGUCUUUCUGUCUGUGUUACAUUAUACUGGAUGCUGCCAGCAGUAGCUUUUUAUUCGAGGUCUGGACCAGUAUGGAGAGAUGGAAACUGUCUUUUGCUCUGCUUGUGAUGCUGCCUUUUUGUGCUGGCACAGGUACUGUAGAGGAGCUACUUUUAACACGCUUAACAUGAGCAAAAUGUGGUUCUGUGAUGCUUCUAAAUUCAACGAGCAGCAGAUUAUUUUCUUUGUGUAAUUUGUUCUCUCUGGUCGUGCAUAAAAAGUGAACGUGCAAACUCGUCGACUGUUUCAUUCUGUGUUCGUUUUUGAUUUUAAUGUAUUGAUUGCAGAGGUUCGGCAGCUGCUUGUAAAAGGAGAUGGGACAGCGACAGAUGUCAAUCCAGUUUGCACCAAUGAAACUCAGAAUCUUAUCCUGCUAAUAGUUUGUGAGAUCAGGACAGAGAAAAACAGAGGAGAAAUGUGUCGUCUGGCCUAUCGAUACGGAACAGAAGUUUACGAGAACAAGUGUGACCCCAGAUUCAAACUCGGGACAGACAAUCAGACUGUGUUUCUUCACCUGACCGGGUUAACACCACAGGACAGCGGGAACUACACCUGUCAAUGUUCAAAUGCUGAGGGAUUCACCUGGACAGUGAGGCAUCUGAAUAUCACUGCAGAAGAGGAAGAACCUGAAAGCAGCUCUGCCAAAAUGCCCCUCGUUAAUGUUUUAAUUGGUGUGUGUUUAUUCGUCGUUAUAACUGGAGUUAUCCUGGGAGUCAUCAACAGAAAAACUCAACAUGGAGCACAACUGGAACUGCUGACCAGUCGUCCGAACACGGGACAAGAAAACAUCGAGCCAUACGAAACCUUCCUGCAGAGGCAGAAUGAGCUUUAUUCAUCUACUGUCACAUGCGUUUAUGUCAACACUAAUGACACAAAUGUGUAAUUGUGCCCUAUUUUUUUGUGAUAGAUGUUUUCCUACCGAAUGAUUUUAUUUAUAUGUGUGUAUAUAUAUUGUUCCUUUUGUAAGUUUUAGUAUUUUUUUAAAAAAUAAGAUAAGAUAAGAUGAACUUAUCUUAUCCCGCAGUGGGGAAAUUCACUUGUCAUGGCA